Argiope bruennichi is the source of this 1163-nucleotide messenger RNA. Its product is annotated as isatin hydrolase-like. Bases 208 to 987 code for a protein of 259 amino acids. The record is from RefSeq and is a predicted model, not a curated record. Gene Ontology annotation, molecular function: arylformamidase activity. NCBI's taxonomy places the organism in Eukaryota, Metazoa, Arthropoda, Arachnida, Araneae, Araneidae. The transcript has 2 exons.
AGCUGCGUGUCGUCACGAAAAGGACACAAAAUCGAAUGUACAGUAAAUUCGUAACCCUUAUUUAAUAUUCACAAAGAGAAAGAAGUCACGUUCGUGUUCUUUUAAACACCUCGGAACUCUCUUUUCUGUUUGGAAUUUAAAAACGAAUAACACUUCGGAAAAUUCCGUUAUAAUCGUUUGCUGUCCACAACUAAAAAGAAAGAAGUAAUGAUGUUUAUUUUUCUUUUGCUGUGUUCUGCUGCAUCUGCCGCAAAAUUAGAUCAAGAAGUGGUGGAUAUGACUUUUGCAUUCGACGAAACUAUUUUUAAUUACCCUGAAGUGCAGAAGUUCGAAAAGAACGGAACUCACAAAUAUAAAGAAUGGUACCAGCUCGAAGAUUUGAUUAUUGGGACUUACAUCGAUUCUCCAUCCUUCUUCGAUGAAAAUGGCAAAACUGUGGAUCAAUUAUUAUUGGAUCAUCUGAUUGCUCCAGUAGCCAUCAUAGAUAUAACACCUUCAGUAAAACUUGAACCAGAUGUCGAAGGAAGUGUGGAAGAUCUUCUUUACUGGGAAGCACUGACGGGACAAACAUUGAACGAAACUAUUUUGCUUCUGAAAUCUGGAUGGUGGAAAAAAUGGAAGAACCAAACAACUUUCCUUGAUAUGGAGGAGAAUGUUCGAACAAACCUGCAUCACCCAGGAUUAGCUCCAGAAGCAGCAAAAUGGUUGGUAGAGAACAGAAACAUUUAUGGUAUUGGAGUUGAAACACCACAUGUGGACCGUGGUUCUUCAAAAAGUAAAGAAGCUCAGAAAAUUCUACUUAGACAUGAUGUUUUUACUGUUCAAAACGUUGCAAAUAUGGACAAAAUCCCGAUAUAUGGCGCGACAAUGCACGUGAUUCCUAUGAAAUUUGCUAAAGCAAGUCGUGCACCUGUUAGAGCAUUUGCUACUUAUCCUGUAGUUCUUUUUGAUUAUAUUCCAGCUAUUGGUACGAAUGAAAGAUUCUGAAAACUCAUACCAAUGAUUACCAAUCCAUUUUCUGGAUUUAAUUUUUUUUUAUAAUUCAUUUUUCAUUUGUCUUUGUUAUUAAUUCACAAUGUUAUUCUUAAUUAUAUAUAUCAUGUAUAAUGGAAGGUAAAAUAGCUUUAUUGAUUUUAUAUUUUACUUUUAAAAACUGUUUUCUC